AUGGCGGGCUGCGCUGCGGUGGUGGCGGUGGUGCUGGCGGCCGCGGUGGCGGGGGCGCGGGCGGAGGGGCUCGUCGGGGUGAACUGGGGCACCAUGGCCACGCGCCGGCUGCCGCCCAAGGUGAUGGCCCGGCUGCUCAAGGACAACGGGUUCAACAAGGUGAAGAUCUUCGACGCCGACGAGACUACCAUGAUGGGGCUCGCCGGGACCGGCAUCGAGACCAUGAUUGCCGUGCCCAAUGACAUGCUCGCCGCCGUCGCCGCCGACUACCGCCGCGCCAAGGAUUGGGUCAAGAUGAACGUCACCAAGUACGACUUCCACGGCGGAGUCAACAUCAAGUACGUACGAGGCUCGCGGUUACUUCUUACUUGGUCGAUUUCAUCCGUCUUUUUCUUGCAACUGAUCUGUGUCUGUGAUCCAUCCAUCAGAUUCGUGGCGAUUGGGAACGAGCCGUUCCUGACGGCGUACAACGGCACGUACGACAACGUGACCGUGCCGGCGCUCAAGAACAUCCAGCGCGCGCUCGACGAGGCCGGCCACGGCUCGGCCAUCAAGGCCACGGUCCCGGUGAACGCCGACGUCUACGACUCUCCGGCCAGCAACCCGGUCCCGUCGGCGGGGAAGUUCCGCGACGACGUCGCCGCCACCAUCACCGACAUGGUCGGCUUCCUCAACCACAGCGGGGCGCCCUUCAGCGUCAACAUCUACCCCUUCCUCAGCCUCUACGGCAACGACGACUUCCCCAUCGACUACGCCUUCUUCGACGGUGCUCCUCCCAAGCCCGUCAUCGACAAGGGCAUCAACUACACCAACGUGUUCGACGCCAACUUCGACACGCUCGUCUCGGCGCUCGACAAGAUCGGGUUCGGGACCCUGCCGGUCAUCAUCGGCGAGGUCGGCUGGCCCACGGACGGCGACAAGCACGCCACAGUGCCCUACGCCGAGAGGUUCUACGCCGGGCUGCUCAAGCGGCUGGCCGCGCGGCAGGGCACGCCCCUACGCCCGCACACCCACAUCGAGGUCUACCUCUUCGGGCUCAUGGACGAGGACGCCAAGAGCGUGGCGCCGGGAAACUUCGAGCGGCACUGGGGCAUCUUCACGUUCGACGGCCGGCCAAAGUUCCCGCUCGACCUGCGCGGCAACGGGCGACCGGUCAUGCCGGCGGGGGCGAGGGGCGUGCAGUACCUGCCGCGGCAAUGGUGUGUGUUGAACCCCAAUGCCACCAACACGACGAAGAUCGCCGACAACGUCGCCUACGCGUGCUCGCGCGCCGACUGCACGCCCCUCGGCUACGCCUGCAGCUGCGGCGCACUGGACGCUGCCAAGAACGCCUCUUAUGCGUUCAACGCCUACUACCAGGCGCAGGGGCAGGUGCCGGCGGCGUGCGACUUCCAGGGACUCGCCUUCAUCACCCACAAGGAUGUGUCACAGCCCCCCUGCAAUUUUAGUGUACAGAUCACAGAGACGCACGCCACGGCGGUCACCACCAACACCACCGCCGCCGCCGACUCAUCGGCCCCCGACGCAACGACGACGCGAGUGACCGUCGCCAUGAUGAUGGCUUUGUUGUUUGUGCUGGUCUUGACAUGAGGACAGUGUUCGUGGUCUUGUAAAUA
Molecule: messenger RNA, 1616 nt
Organism: Hordeum vulgare subsp. vulgare (domesticated barley)
Lineage: Eukaryota; Viridiplantae; Streptophyta; Magnoliopsida; Poales; Poaceae
Product: glucan endo-1,3-beta-glucosidase 8-like
Exons: 1
Coding region: 1-1590 (529 amino acids)
Biological process (GO): carbohydrate metabolic process
Cellular component (GO): plasma membrane
Molecular function (GO): hydrolase activity, hydrolyzing O-glycosyl compounds
Source: RefSeq, a predicted model, not a curated record